Molecule: messenger RNA, 3752 nt
Organism: Salvelinus fontinalis (brook trout)
Lineage: Eukaryota; Metazoa; Chordata; Actinopteri; Salmoniformes; Salmonidae
Product: trophoblast glycoprotein-like
Exons: 2
Coding region: 1400-2674 (424 amino acids)
Biological process (GO): negative regulation of canonical Wnt signaling pathway
Cellular component (GO): plasma membrane
Molecular function (GO): protein binding
Source: RefSeq, a predicted model, not a curated record
AUUUUACUUUGUAAUUGUUUACUGUAUUUUAUCAGACAGUGUUCGUUUUUCAUGCAAUAAGUUAUCUGAAGCAACAUCCUUGGGAAUGUUAAUAUACUGUACAGUAGUCCAUAAUCAUGGCCACUCAUUCGAUAGAAUUACAGAAAUGAUGGGCAAUACGCUAUACCAUAGGCUAGUAAAGACAAAUCAAAUUGUAUUUGUCAUGCUUCGUAAACAACAGGCGUAGACUAACAGUGAAAUGCUUCCCAUCAAUGGCAGAGACAGAAAAUAUAGAAAAGUUAUAAUAAAUACAGCGUAACGCUAACCUUGCUAUGGGGUAGCAGUACAGAGUCGAUGUGCAGGGGUACGAGGUAAUUGAGGUAGAUAUGUACAUAUAACUAGGAAUAAAGUGGCUAGGCAACAGGAUAGAUAAUAAACAGUUGCAACAGCGUAUGUGAUCAGUCAAAAAAGUUAAUGCAAAAAUUGGGUCAAUGCAGAUAGUCUGGGUAGUUAUUUAUUUAACUGAACUAUUUAACAGUCUUAUGGCUUGGGGUUAGAAGCUGUUCAGGGUCCUGUUGGUUCCAGACUUGGUACAUCGGUACCGCUUGCCGUAUUGUAGCAGAGAGAAGAGUCUAUGACUUGGAUGGCUGGAGUCAUUAACUGCCUGCUAUUGAGGUCCUGGAUGACAGGGAGCUCGGCCCGAGUGAGGGCGGCACGUAGCCUCGAGCUUAGAACGUUGGGUUCGAAUACCGGAACCACAAGGAGAAAAACAAAUCUGUCGCUGUGCCUUUGAGCAAGGCACUUAACCUUAAUUGCUCCAGGGGCGCUGGACAAUGGCGACCCUGGCCGUGACCCCCCACUCCCUGCGGGUGUCUCAGGGGAGUUGGCAUAUGCCACCCAAAAAACCUUUCCAUUACACACUUGUGUGUAACAGGACAAAUAUAAGCGCCGCCCAAAUUAUGAUAUGUACUGGGCCAUGGGCACUACCAUCUGUUUUGUGUUGUUAUUUAUUGGAACAAAUAUAAAUAGCCUACCUGUUCAUUGUUUAUGAACUGUUAAAUCAUAUCACACAAAGACACCACAGAGGUCUACUCUUCUGUGUAGUAUAAUAUUUUUCGUGUCUGUGCCUUUAAAAAACGUUCACUGUUCCUCUCCUUGAUUCUGCGCCGGUAUUUCAAGUCAAGCUAACAAUUCGCCGGUCCUCUUGCUCAGCAGACGAAACAUCCUUCUCACUCAAUGCAGACACAAACCACUGGGCUAUCAUUUGGCACCAUCUAAAGAAAGGCUAACACCUCGUUAUACCGGAGUCUUGAGUUUUUUUUACUCCUUGAUGUGCAUGACACGGCGUAAUAUGAAUCACCGUCAACUGCUCCUUCUACAUAUUCUGGUAUUUAUCAGUUUAUAACGUUUCUGUUGAGUUAUGCAUAAUUUGGUAAUCCUUGUACUUUUUGGUGCGCUACUCUGUGCGCCCCACCAGUGCUUGGAGUGUCCAUCAGGCUGCCAAUGCUUUGCUGGCACGCGCACAGUGAAAUGCGUUUCCAAGGACCUUCGCGCCAUACCACAAGAUAUUCCAGGAUAUACAAGGAAUGUGAUCAUCACAGGACACAAUAUAUUCAGAAUUGGAUCAGAGACAUUUCAAGAACUGAAAAAUGUCACUACCAUCAUUUUGAGCAACAAUAGGAUCACAGAGGUUGCGUCCCACAGCUUCUCUACCCUUUCCUACCUGCGCUCCCUGGACAUGAGCUGCAACCAUCUGACUCUCAUCCACCCUGAAGCCCUCAACAUCCCAGGGAGUCCUCUAAAGGAGCUCAACCUUAGCCGUUCCCUCUAUAACUACACCUCACUGAGUGAUCUCACCACCGCACUGCGCUGGGGAGGCCUAGGAGGGUUGCUCAGCCUAGACCUCUCCGGGAACCGCCUGGUCUUCCUACCCCCAGGGAUGUUCUCCCACCUCCCCAGCCUGCAGCACCUCUUCCUUGGUAACAACUCCCUAGCAUCGGUCUACAACGGCACCUUCUUUGGCCUGCGCCGCCUGGAGCUGCUUGACUUGACCCGCAACUCUUUCAGGGCGUUCCGAGGUGAUGCUCUGGGGGAGCUGGAAAGGCUGGGGCAAGCCCCCCGCAUCCUGCUGAGCCACAACCCCUAUGUCUGCACAUGUGAGAUCCAAGACUUUGCUGUGUGGCUUAAGAGCUCCUGGGCUCAGGUGGGGGAUGCAGAGGCUCUGACCUGCGCCUCACCCUGGGAGUUUCAGGACAGGCCCCUGCGAGAGCUCGGGGUCCAGGUUAUUGGAUGCCAUGCCACUUCACCACCUCUGGUCGGAAUCAGAGACGAGGUGGGCGACCUCUCCCUGCAGACCUCCUACGUCCUCCUAGGUCUGGUGCUGGGCUUUGUGGGCAUGGUCUUCCUCUUUGUGCUCUACCUCAACCGUCAAGGUAUUAAAAAGUGGGUGGUGGAGACGCGAGAUGCCUGCCAUGAAGUGUUGGAGGGGUAUCACCACCGCUAUGAGAUCGACACUGACCCCCGCCGGGAAUACCUCUCAAAAGACGUCAGAGUCGAAGAGAAGCCACCGACAAACGGUAGUUUUGGACAGGCUUACUCAGAUAACCACUUAUCACAGCUACCCACUGACACCUGUUUAGUUCAGAUCCCCUCAGACACACAGCUCAAACCAGGCUCCAUCUCGGUGGAUUUGUAAUUCCUCAUUCCCUGGACUGGAGUGAACUUGCAUUCAGGGUUGGGUAGGUUACUUUCUAAAUGUAAUCUGUUACAGUUACUAGUUACUUGUCAAAUUGUAAUCAGUAACGUAACUUUUGGAUUACCCAAACUCUAAUGUAAAUUGGUUUACUUUCCUCUUAUUAGACAAAAAUGAUCCAUACACACACAUUUGGUGUGUCAUCAUAGUGGUCUCUGACUUGUGGUCAGACUUGCUCUGGUGGAACUAAUUUAAACCUGUUCUUGUAUCAAUGCUGAAUUAAAUGUCAUUGAGAAAACAGCAAACAUCCUUUAUGAAUUUGAAAGUAAUCAUCUAGUUUUUCAAAAGCAUCUGUAAUCUGAUAUUUUGGGCUGGUAACAUAACUGAUUAAAAGUACAUUUUCUUUUGUAACCAGAUUACAUAUAAUCAGUUUCUGCCCAACCCUGCACACAUUUGUGAGGGACUUACCUGUAUCAUACAUUUCUGUACAAUAUGUUGAAUAUAAUUACAUAACUUAAGUAAGCAUAAGUAAGCACUUAUGCUUACAUAAGUGAUGUAAUUAUGCUAUUUAAUGGAGAGCCUAUUUUAAGUGUAAACAGCCAGGCUUCGUUGUACCUGCAUAGCCUUGAUGCCUCUCUUGCUGUGGCCUCAUUUUUACUAACUUGCAUAGAUUUAACCAAGUUGCUAUCUGUCUUUGGUGUUGUAUGUAUUAUUAUAUUAUACUUUGUGGGUCUUAUUAACAUAUCUAGAUGGAACCAAAGCAAUAUAGCCUAUCUGAAGGGUCUUGACUGCAAAACUAACCUUGAAUGUCUACUCUUUUGGGAAGAUUGAAUGAUUCUACACUGCACUAAGUCAUAUUUUCGUCCUUAACUGACUUUGUAACCAGACGUGACAGGGCAAGAAAGAAAGGGCACAUAUUUCCAGAGUGCAGAAGUUAUAUGGUAUUGAAGUGAUGAAGCAGGAUCUAGUGUGGUGUAUAAAUUCAUGUGCAUAACUUACCAGUGUUAUGUAAGAUAACUGAAAUGAAACAAUUGUAAAACCCCUUUGUGGUGCUCAAUAAAAACAUGUUUUCAAAAUGUUA